AUGGCUACGGAAUCCAACAUCGACCGGGAAUCAUCAACUCUGCUGCCGGUAGCAGACGACCCUUUGUGCAAAGAGGCGAGCCUGACUUCGCUAGAUUCCUGGAUUACCCCGACCGACCGGUAUUACGUACGGAACCACUUCUCCCACGUCCCAGCCCUGGACCUUUCGAGCUGGCGGCUGGAAGUUGACGGCCUGGUAGAUCAGCCGAUCUCGCUGGCCUUCGACGACGUGGCCCGACUCCCCGGCAGGGAGUUGGCGUUUACCAUGGAAUGUGCGGGCAACAGCCGCUCCUACGUCACGCCCCCGGCGGAGGGCCUGGCGUUUCGACACGGCGCCGUGAGCACCGCCAGUUGGAAGGGAGUCUCAUUGAGGGCAGUGCUGGAGAUGGCGGGCGUCCAGGAAACGGCUACGUCGGUGGUUUUCGAGGGGGCCGACCGGGGCGAGGAAGAGGAAGAUGGCGUGGCCUUUGAGCUGAGCUACCGUCGCAGUUUGCCGUUGGCCAAAGCACUGGACGACGAUACGCUGCUCGCCUUUGAGAUGAACGGCGAACCGAUUACGACUAACCACGGAUUCCCGUUGCGGUUGAUCGUGCCGUCCUGGUACGGCAUGGCUUCGGUGAAGUGGCUGACCCGCGUCCACCUGACUGACCAAGUCUUGGACGGAUUUUUCCAGCAGCGGCGAUACGUGAUGAUCAACGAGGGGCGGGAAGACUCGUUGGAGCGGGAGCCGGUUACGACGGUGCUGGUCAAGUCCCUGAUCGCCAGUCCUCGGCACGGCGAAGUGAUCCAGUACCCGUCAUUUACAAUUCGGGGGUUCGCCUGGUCCGGGGAAGGACAGGUCGCCAGGGUUGAAGUAAGCACUGACGGUGGGCGCACCUGGGCGGAUUCCAUGUUGCUCGGCGAGCCCACGCCGCAUGCCUGGCGGGAGUGGGAACUAGCCUGGCAGGUCCCAUCGUCCGGCCACUACCUGCUGAUGUCCCGCGCCACCGACUCGGCGGGCAACGUUCAACCCGGUUCCAUCGCCUGGAAUUUCCGAGGGUACGCAAACAACUCCAUCCACACCAUCGCCGUGGAAGCGCCGGCGGGCAAACCCAUCCCCUCUUGA
This is a messenger RNA of Geodia barretti, 1104 nucleotides long. The record is from the annotation of a GenBank genome assembly. Lineage: Eukaryota; Metazoa; Porifera; Demospongiae; Tetractinellida; Geodiidae.